Messenger RNA from Portunus trituberculatus (swimming crab), 1531 nucleotides. Its product is annotated as gastrula zinc finger protein XlCGF46.1-like. Bases 232 to 1401 code for a protein of 389 amino acids. Gene Ontology annotation, molecular function: RNA polymerase II cis-regulatory region sequence-specific DNA binding; DNA-binding transcription factor activity. The record is from RefSeq and is a predicted model, not a curated record. Gene Ontology annotation, biological process: regulation of transcription by RNA polymerase II. The transcript has 2 exons. NCBI's taxonomy places the organism in Eukaryota, Metazoa, Arthropoda, Malacostraca, Decapoda, Portunidae.
AUCAUCACCACCAUCAGCUCACCUGUUAUCCUCGGUGGUUGGCGGUGACGGACCUACUAUUUCUGAAGUGUGGUGGUCGCCCCUUCCUUUUGCCAGGGGUGUGAGGGACAGCGAGAGCCGGAGAGGUGACACAGGAGGCUUGACAGGAGAGACGCGGUGAGAUAAGGGACCGGCUGUGCUGUGUGCUGUUGGAAGCAGUGCUGCAGUGGAGGAGUGAGGCUGGGUAGCAGCAUGAGUGAGCAGCAGCAGUGUGCGUCAGGUGUGGGAAGGUCUGGGGAUGGUGGCUCAGAUGACCUGGUGUCAGGCAGCUCCGGCCACAAACGAAAAAGAAAGUUUGGUUGUCAGCAGUGUGAUAAAACUUUUACAUCCAGAGAAGGGCUUAGACAACACACCCUGACACACAGUGGUGCUAGAAAUUAUGAGUGUCUUGAAUGUGGAAAGAAAUUCACCCAAAAGGGUAACCUUACAAAACACACUCUGAUACACAGUGGUGUUAGAAAUUAUGAGUGUCUGGAAUGUGGUAAGAAAUUCACCACAAAGACUGAUCUCAACAGACACUCCUUGGUACAUACUGGUGUUAGAAAUUAUGAGUGUCCGGAAUGUGGAAAGAAAUUUACCCAAAAGAGUCACCUCACCACACACACCCUGAAACACAGUGGUGUUAGAAAUUAUAAUUGUCUGGAAUGUGGCAAGAAAUUCACCACAAAGAGUGAUAUCAACAGACAUGCCCUCGUACACUCUGGUGUGAGAAAUUACAAGUGUGAGGAAUGUGGAAAGAAAUUUACCCAAAAGGGCCACUUUACUGCACACAUGCUGAUACAUACUAUUAGAAAUUAUGAGUGUCUGGAAUGCAGGAAGAAAUUCACCACAAAAUCUGAGCUCACCAAACACACCCUGACACACAGUGGUGCUGCAAAUUAUGAGUGUGAAGAGUGUGGCAAGAAAUUUACUGAAAAAUCUAAUCUCACCAAACACACCCUGACUCACAGUGGUGGUAGUAGUUAUGAGUGUAUGCAGUGUGGAAAGAAAUUUACCCAAAAAGGUAACCUCACCAAACACACCCUGAUACACAGUGGUGUUAGAAAAUAUAAGUGUUUGGAAUGUGGUAAAACAUUCACCACAAAGACUGAUCUCAACAGACACACCCUGACACACAGUGGUGUUAAAAAUUAUGAAUGUCCAGAAUGUGGAAAGAAAUUCACUCAAAAAGGUCACCUCACCACACACACCCUGAAACACAGUGGUGUUAAAAAUUUUGAGUGUGUGGAAUGUGGAAAGAAAUUCACCACAAAGUCUGAUCUCACCAGACACUCCCUGACACACAGUGGUGUUAAAAAUUAUAGUGUGAGGAGUGUGGCAAGGAAUUCACCCAAAAGUGUCACUUCACUGCACACUCCCUGACACACAGUGCUGUUAGAAAUGAUGAGUGUCUGGAAUUCACCACAAAUUCUGAGGUCACCACACACACCCUGACACACAGUGGUGUUAGAAAUUAUGAGUGUCUUGAAUGUGGCAAGAAAUUUACUCAAAA